GACUGGCACCCCUUAGAUCUCCUCUAUUUACCCUCACCAUCGCAUGAUGUGGGAGCCAGAACCCCCGCGACCGUUCCCAGCGUACUUCCUGCAAGAAGUAUUUACCACAGCGCCGAUUUACGACCUCAUUUUAUGCGAUCUGAGCCCUCGUACCCUCGUAUGGCUCUCGCACACAUGUCGUCGUGCACAUGAGGCAGUAACUCACUUUGCCUGCCGUGCGUAUAACAUCAAUCGACACUUGUCUCGUUAUUUCCCAGAUCCCAUUGCAUUUCGAUCCCUCCAAGCACGCACCGGACUAGUCAUUUCGGGCUCCAAUGCGUUGCAGUUUCUUGAUAGGAGCUUUUAUCCCGAAUCAGAUCUUGACCUCUACGCUCAUCCUGGUCACGUUUACGAGGCGCUGGAGUGGCUCGAAUCUGUUGGGUAUAAAUUCCAACCUGAUGCGUGGCGGGGACAACUGGAUUGGCGUGAUGAAGUUUCAGCUGACUGGGACGGUACAGCAAGAAGAAUCUCCGACCUUGGAGAAAUGAUGAUCGAUCUUCAACCAAACAUGGAGUACUCUGAGGUCGCAGGUGUAUACACCUUCACGCGGUCUGUAGCUAUAGACACAGAGACUGUAAUACUCAAGGUUCAAAUCAUUGCAGCGAAGUGCAAUCCUAUCCAGACUAUCACGCAAUUUCAUUCAACUUGCGUGAUGAAUAUCAUCACGUUCGAUGCAGCUUAUUCCUUGUACCCUGUUGCAACCUUCGAGGAGCGAAUGGCUAUCCAAAUCCCUGGGUCGAACCGCUUGGAUGUUGUAAAAAAGUAUGUGCAGAGGGGUUGGAGAGUUUUUGCAGUGUUCGGGCCGGAACAUGUCACUCAUCCCCAACUCUUUCUUCUGAACGAGAAGAGGUGGGUGGGUGACCGUCACUGUUGGUCUAUUCCUCUGGACACUACGGGGGUCACGCCUCGCCCAGCAUUGUCCCUAUCCUCGGAAUGCUUCUCCUGGGACCCCUCAAUCCAGAAUGGUUGGAUAAUGGAGUGCGAAGGCGAUUCCGCUGCUACCCAUGUACCAAGAAUGCGCACUCAUCUAGUCAUGAUCACCGUUUUCCGUUACAACUAUUGCUUUUCUGACAAAAAGCUUGCCAAGGCAAUUCGUGACUGGUCGAUUUCCCAGGGCCAACUUAACCAUGGACAAUUAACAAAACAGAACUGGAUAUGGUUCGACGCUGAAAUUCCAAGGUUCCGGGCGGUGCAGAGUUCUCAUGAGUAGAAAGGUUCGAAAUGCGGAAGAUGAAACAUCUAUUGUCGGGCAUGAAAUUUUUAUGACAGCUGGCUACUGAAUUUCAAAAUGCAAACCUUGCCCAAGGCUUUGUUGGUCGGGCAUGAGGUGAGGCCUUGAUGUCGAUCGUAGUGUCAAGACAAAAGUGCUCAGCAUCCGAGGCCGCGCCCUCUUAUGUACGGACUUUGUCCAUUUCAAUCCAA
Molecule: messenger RNA, 1461 nt
Organism: Suillus subalutaceus
Lineage: Eukaryota; Fungi; Basidiomycota; Agaricomycetes; Boletales; Suillaceae
Exons: 3
Coding region: 44-1249 (401 amino acids)
Source: RefSeq, a predicted model, not a curated record